Aspergillus alliaceus is the source of this 1609-nucleotide messenger RNA. RefSeq lists its product as uncharacterized. Lineage: Eukaryota; Fungi; Ascomycota; Eurotiomycetes; Eurotiales; Aspergillaceae. The transcript is spliced from 3 exons. The record is from RefSeq and is a predicted model, not a curated record. The coding region runs from base 380 to 1495 and encodes 371 amino acids.
GCCCGGAGUACCUUCAGGACGGGCGUGUGACGGCUGUCGCCGACAAAAGAAGAAGGUAUGUAAGAUAUUGAUGGACACUGACCUCAUUCGUGACUGAUACGUCGGUACGCAGUGCGAUGAGAAGCAGCCCUCCUGUUCACGAUGUCUCCGUCUAAACAUACCGUGUGUUGGAUCCGGGCAGCGUAGAUACAAGUUCCAGCAGGAAUAUACUCUCCCGGUGCUGUCAGGAAAGGCCAAGGUCAGAGGGUGGUCCUCAAAGGAUCCGAUAAACUCUAGUAGUAGUGAAGAGGAGCGCACCGACGUGUGCAGACUGUCCCCACACCCAAGUAAUGCCCUAACGGUUCUGAGCCAAGCUUUUGUCCGCGCAAUACACCCCUCGAUGGACAUUAGAUGGAACCUCGCCUGGGUGUAUGGGGGAUUCCUCAGAGAUGUCCCUGCUCGAUUGGGGACCAACGAGGCCCUUGACGCUGCCGCCGAUGCAGUAGUAUCGAUGCAUUCGUCCUUUUGCGCGACUCGGAAGAUGUCGGUGCAGGCUCUCGGAAAGUACAGUCGGGCUUUAACAACGCUCCAUGUCUGUUUAGACGACCCCGUCAAAGCCUGCAGCACCGACACACUUUGCGCCGUCACAAUACUGUUGCUCUGUCAGGGCUUCCUCCCCGCCAAAGGGUGUAUGGCCACUGGGCACGCAGAGGGGGCCGCGCAGAUUCUGAAGGUGCGGAAGAACUUCCGUCCCCGGGAUGACUUUGAGGCGAUGUUACUCCUGACAUUACGCGGCCCUGUGCUCUUCGAAGGCUUGUUCACCGAUCGCAUCAGCUUGACUGGGAUGGAGUACGAAGCGCUGGUGGAGAGCGACAUCGAUGCGAACACACCCGACGGGCAAAUGAUGCGGUGUCUUGCCCGCGUUCCAGGUAUCAGGGAACGUACAGCAACGACGAUGCCCGGCGAUGCCGAAUUUGAGUCGCUCAGAGGCGAGGCAAGAUUUCUGUAUGAGACCUACCAAGGUGUCCUCACGUCCUUACAAGCCCGAACGACAUCGAUUGAGACGCCGUUGGCGACGGGAUCUAUGUAUCGGUUGUGCACACUGAUGUAUGCGCAGUAUCAACGCAUGUAUGGUCUGGGUCUCGCGGUUGCUAUUAUCCUGAACUGCCUGGUUAGGACACUUAACCCGGCGGACCCGGUGCUUCCCUUGGAGGCAACUUAUUUCGCACAGGAGAUUGUGCGCUUGUCGGAUAGUGCGGUGGCCUUCCGUCCCCUGGGAUCCUACUACAUGCUGAUCUGCCUGUUGACCGCAUGGGUUGGCACCACGGAUCCCAUUGUUCGGACUACCGCAGAGAAGGCGUUGGAUGACUACCAGUACGAUUUCGACCGGGGAAAGGCUGCCGAAACUAUCGCCAAGUUUGAACUGAAGUUGCGCCGUACAUCCGAUUUCACCAAAAUCUACGAAAAGGUGAUUGAACAAGAGACUGGGAAAACCUUACUAGAGCCUGCUUGGUGAUUCCGGUUGUGUUACUUGGGUUUUGGAAAGUCUUGAACGGCGCGUGGAUAAUUCUUGUUCUUAACCUUGUCUACCUUGCAUAGCUGAACCGCUGUGCGGUGCUCCCAACGCAUU